Messenger RNA from Ostreococcus tauri, 630 nucleotides. Its product is annotated as Peptidase U9, T4 prohead protease. The transcript has a single exon. The coding region runs from base 1 to 630 and encodes 209 amino acids. NCBI's taxonomy places the organism in Eukaryota, Viridiplantae, Chlorophyta, Mamiellophyceae, Mamiellales, Bathycoccaceae. The record is from RefSeq and is a predicted model, not a curated record.
AUGGGCGUGUGCGUCUCCGUGCACACGGUCGAGCGCGCGCUGGCGGACGAGGACGCGACGGCGCGACGGACGCGGGCGGCGAUCGCGACGGCGGCGCUCAGGAGUCGAUCGAACGCGACGUUCGUGCUCCACGGGACGCUCGCGCGGGCGGAUGGGGUGAAUCGAAACGGACGCGUGUACCCGCGGGAGACGUUGACGCGAGAGGUGUCGGCGUACGACGCGCUCAGGGUGAAGACGGGACGGGCGUACGGACGGUUGGAACACCCGAGGGCGUCGGAUGCGGUGCGGUUCAGGGACGCGAGCGGGACGGAUGGGAGAGAGACGUCGCAUCGCGUCGUGGAGACGUAUUGGAGCGACGACGGGAAGGAGUUGUACGGCUACGUCGAGGUGUUGCUCGAAAACGCGAUGGGUCGGGAGGUUUUGGCGAUAUACGAGCGUGGGGAGCUGUUGGGGGCGUCGACGCGGUCGUGGAGCGGGUUGGAGGUGCGCGGCGACGGAAGGACGUACGUGGACGACGACAUGGAGCUCCUGGCGUUCGAUCUCGUGAGAAAUCCGUCGACGGUGAGUCUGCACGCGCACGGCAUGCUCGUUCCGGUCGAUCGGGCGAUGUACGAGUGGCCGAAGACGUAG